UUGUCUCUUUGGGCAUGAAUGGCAGAUGGCAAAGCAAUACGGAGACAUGUACACGGUGUGGUUGGGGCACAUACCUUUAGUUGUGCUGUCUGGAUUCGAAGCAGUGAAAGAAGCGGUGAUUAACCAUUCCGAAGACUUUGUUGACCGACCGCUGGGUGGUUUCCUUAUAGCCGUAGCCCAAAAAAGGGGUAUUGUAUUUUCAAAUGGUCACACCUGGAAGCAACAGAGAAAGUUUGGGCUGGUCACCAUGCGGAAGCUGAGACUGGGGAAGAAAGGCAUGGAGCCCCGGAUAGAAGACGAGGCCCAUCAUCUGGUUGAGAUUUUUGCACGUACAAAAGGGCAUCCUUUUGAUCCUUCCAUCCCCAUUGCUAAUUCGGUUUCCAACGUGAUCUGCGCUGUGGCUUUCGGACGUCGAUUUUCGAUUGAAGAUGAACAAUUCAUCACUUUGCUGGAAGCCAUUGGCUAUGCCGUGAGCUUCGGUGGGAGCUUUUUCCAUGGUUUGUAUAUACUUUUCCCAAGGCUCAUGGAACGUCUCCCAGGCCCCCACAAGAAGGUGCUUGCAUGUAUAGCGACUGUAAGAUCGUUUGCAAAGAAGGAGAUAGAAAAGCAUAAGGAACGAAGUGCUGAGCACGAUCCACAGGAUUUCAUUGAUUUCUAUUUACUUCAUUUGGAGAAACACAUGAAUGACCCCAACUCUACAUACGAUGAAGAGAACCUGGCUCAGUGUAUUAUCGACCUCUUUUUCGCAGGCACGGAAACUUCCUCCACUGCUCUGAAGUGGGCAUUGCUCCUCAUGGCGAAUCAUCCGGACAUCCAAGAGAAAGUCCAAAAGGAGAUGGAAGAUGUUUUGGGUUCCUCUCAGUCAUUCAGCUAUCAAGAUCGAAAGAGAUUGCCUUACACCAAUGCUGUGAUUCAUGAGAUCCUGCGUGCCCACUAUGUCUUGUUAGUUGGGGUCCCCAGAAAAUGUGUGAAGGAUGUGAACAUGUUUGGUUUUCUCAUUCCCAAGGGAGCACAUGUUGUUCCAGAUCUCCGUUCUGUUCUUCUUGAUCCCAAACAAUGGAAGAAACCUCAGGACUUCAACCCUAACCAUUUUUUGGACCAGGAUGGAAACUUUGUAGAAAGAGAAGCAUUUCUUCCAUUUGGUGCAGGGGCCCGUGCGUGUCUGGGGGAGCCGCUAGCCAGGAUGGAGCUCUUCAUCUUCUUUACUAGCCUCCUGAGGGCAUUCACCUUCCAGCUGCCAGAAGGAGUAAAAGAACUCAGCACAAAGCCUAUAGUUGGGGCAUCGUUGCGCCCCCAUCCUUACAAACUCUGUGCUGUUCCCCGCUGCAGCGCAUCGUAAAAUGUUUGAGUUCCACAUUUGUUACUCUCAGUUUCUCCAUUAUUCCUUUCAUGGAGUCCUGAUUUUGCUCCAACCUGCUGUAUCCGUUCUGUUUUCAAUUUAUCUGCCAGAGUUUGAUGGAUGUCUUCUCAAGAAGGAAUUCCUGACUUCUGACUUUGUUACUAUUGCGCAGCAUAUAAUCUUAUUUCUGGUUUGAUGCCUUCAAACCAGUAAUCAGCACAGGCAGCCUGCUGGAAAUGUAAAGAGGAGGAAGGCUCUUUCAAUCGUAUGUGGUGGACUUGUAAAAAAGCAAGACAAUUCUGGAAAGAAAUCCAUGAGGAGUUGCAGAAAAUUUUAAAAAUCCAAUUUGAAGCGAAACUAGAGACGAUGUUACUAGGAAUUUUACCAGACAGGAUGGAACGCACACUUCAAAAACUGUUGAGAUUGAUAUAUGUUGACUGCAGCUAGAAUAGCGGCUGCAAAGUGUAAAGUCAAAGAAUGUUCAAACAAAGAAAGUUUGAAAGACAGAAUGGUGGAAGAUGUGACUAUGGCCAAAUUAACCACCCAUAUAAAUAAGAGGUUGAGAGAAUUUGAGCCCCGUGGUACAGAGUGGUAAAGCUGCAGUACUUCAGUCCUAAGUUCUGCUCACGACCUGAGUUCAAUCCCAGCGGAAGCUGGGUUCAGGUAGCCAGCUCAAGGUUGACUCAGUCUUCCAUCCUUCCGAGGUCGAUAAAAUGAGUGCCCAGCUUGCUAAGGGGAAUAUGUAGAUGACUGGGGAAGGCAAUGGCAAACCACCGGAUAAAAAGUCUGCCAUGAAAACAUGAAAGCAACAUCACCCCAGAGUUGGAAACGACUGGUGCUUGCACAGGAGACUACCUUUACCUUUUAGAGAAUUUGGAAAAAAAAAUGGGAAAAUUACUAUGCUUACUAUAAGUAAAGGGGGAAGAACUGCAAAAUGAAUAUAACAAUAUAUUUCCAGGAGAAAAAUACAAAACAUAACAUUAUUGACAUACAAAUGUAAUUCUGGAUCAUUUGCUUGUUGCACAAAAGAAUGUAUCAGUUUACAAAUGCUUCAAAGUCUUAGAAAACUGGUUUAAACUUUAAUAAUCAAAAUACGAUGAACUAUGAGAAUGAUAGUAAUGGUGAAGAAAAUUAUGAUAACGAUGAUAAUAAUAAUAGAAUUUAGGAAAUAAUGCUAUUAAAUUGUGUUUGAGUAAGAUAUUAGAAGACUGGAUUUGUAAUAUUAUGAAACUAAUUGAAUGCUUCAUAGUGUUAUCUGGCUGAAAUUGUAGUUAUAGAAGGGGAGAUCUCUAGUGUAUGAAUAAGGGAGGGAGAAAAUGCAAAAUGAAUUUAACAUCAUAUCUGGAAUAAAAAGAUAACAGUGGAACCAAGGAAAUAAUGUAAUCUAAUUAUGUUUAAGAGAAAUCAAAAUGUUAGCAGACUGAUUUGCAAAAAUAUGACAAUAAUUGAAUGUACUGACAGUGUAUAGUAACAGCUGCAUUGAAAUUGCAAUUGUAGAAGGGGGCACUUAUGUAUAUUCAUAUUUUGCUAUUUACUAGUUUCUAUUUUAGUCUCUUGCUUUUUUUCUCUAUUUCUUUUUUCUAAGUUGUAAAAUCAAACAAAUAUUCAGUACAGGAUUCUCAUGACAUGGGGAUUUCAAAAGUGCCCAAGAUCUCUGCCUAAUGUGCUUUGUGACUUCUUUCCUCUCUUUGGACAACAGAUAUGAAAUUGAGUUUAUGAACUGAUAUCUGAUCAACAAAACUCUAAUUAAGAGGGAAUUAAAAUAGCUUCUUGCAAUUGAUUCUAAUGUAGUUUAUACAAACUAACUCAGGGUCUUCAGGGUUUUGUUUUUUUAAUGAGACCACAAAUCGGUGAACAGAGUGAAAUCUUCUAAGGCAUCCAAUAAACGUAUGAAUGCAUUGCCUGACGUAACACUUGAAAUAUUGAGAACCCAUAAAUGUCAAGCAGUGUUUCAUACGAUCAUAACUGUCUAUGUUUAUCAUGAUAUAACUGUUAUACUGUACCUGUUACUAACCCUGAGUUCAAGCUGAGGCACAUCAAAGCAAUAGAGUUAGCUGGCGCCCCUCCCUGUACCUCUCUCACCUUUACUAACAAAUGCAGGAAUGUGCUCUUUGAAGAUAACGCCUCCAGGGACAUUUUCCCAGGCCUAGCCUGGACCCAGGAAGAAUAACCGCAGGGAGAUAAGAGAAAGUACUAUGUGACUUUUCACACGUGAAUACAAGACUGUUUAGCAAUUGUAGCUUUGUUUAUAGAACCUUUGAUGUGCCAUCUUUAAAAUAUGCAUUCUGCUGUUACACUGUAUCAGUUCCAAUACUUGGCUCAAUAGAAGCACAUGGAUUAUCAAUAAAGCUAUACUUUGUUUCAA
This is a messenger RNA of Heteronotia binoei (common prickly gecko), 3704 nucleotides long. Its product is annotated as cytochrome P450 2J2-like. The record is from RefSeq and is a predicted model, not a curated record. NCBI's taxonomy places the organism in Eukaryota, Metazoa, Chordata, Lepidosauria, Squamata, Gekkonidae. The coding region runs from base 26 to 1339 and encodes 437 amino acids. The transcript has 8 exons. Gene Ontology annotation, molecular function: iron ion binding; heme binding; oxidoreductase activity, acting on paired donors, with incorporation or reduction of molecular oxygen, reduced flavin or flavoprotein as one donor, and incorporation of one atom of oxygen. Gene Ontology annotation, biological process: xenobiotic metabolic process; arachidonate metabolic process. Gene Ontology annotation, cellular component: cytoplasm; intracellular membrane-bounded organelle.